Clupea harengus (Atlantic herring) is the source of this 2984-nucleotide messenger RNA. RefSeq lists its product as uncharacterized. Gene Ontology annotation, cellular component: cytoplasm. The record is from RefSeq and is a predicted model, not a curated record. The transcript is spliced from 2 exons. Lineage: Eukaryota; Metazoa; Chordata; Actinopteri; Clupeiformes; Clupeidae. Gene Ontology annotation, molecular function: glycosyltransferase activity. Bases 769 to 2082 code for a protein of 437 amino acids.
AUAUUGUUUUCCUCUUUAUCUGUAAUACUAAUUUCCUAUACGUGUAGUCACUAGCCAAUCAGCAGGUUGGAAUACAGGUGAGACUAAACAGGAAGUAGUCAGAGACCGGUGAACUUGGAGAACGUGAGUGCAGCUGCCUUACUCUGCAGAAGAGUGAGCAAUAAAGUUUUAAUACUGAAUAUAGGUUUAAGUUAGCGACACUUAGUGAUUGCCUUUUUGCCUUUGGAGUGUGUAGCCGUUAAGACGUUAGCGAGGCGCAGUGCACCGGCCAGAGGAAGAAGUUAGAAUCGCGUUGGUUUGUGUUCGCUGCCCUCCAGUUCCCUGCCAUCCAGAGACUGCUCCAGAGUUCUAGCGACCGAGUGCAAACUAAAGGGAAGACUUGAGGUGAAGUAACCUGACUUUGUGUUAUUUACCAGCACGCUAUAGUGGAGAGAAACUAUUGUUUUACUCGCGAAUGUGACGGAGAGAGAUAACUGUGCCUGGACUGAAACUUUUGUUAAUUUAUUUGUCACUUUGUUACAUGCUAGGACCAAGACAUUUUUGGCUAGCCUAUUUGCUUUGAUACUUUGCCGUUUUUCCUGUGGACUAAGUCUGAACAAGAUUUGAGUAUUUUGCUCUGGACUGAAUCAUAGAAGUGUUACAGGACACUUCCACUUGGAACUGAGUAUUUUUCUGAUUGUUUGGACUGAAACCAUUUUCUGUUUUAAAGCAACUAUUGGGUGAGAGAACACUGAUUGUAGAUGCUGUAUCCCAGCGGACUGAACAAACAUGAUGCAGAGGAAGCUGGCGCUGGUGGUUGGCAUUGGUGCCUUGACCUUCCUCCUGAUGCUGAGGUGGGAGCACGUGAUAACCCUAGUGAACCUCAUGAGCAGCAAACGACCUUCAGCUGAGCCUGAACUGCGCAAAGGCACCAUCACCCCCAUCCCAGGCUCCAGGCACCUCAUGGUGUCUGCCUUUAAGGACCACAGACUGGGCGGGGCCAUCAGGGUGAUCAGCAUCAUCUGCAAGCAGGAGCGCCAGCCGCUCUACUGUGUCCUAUGUGCUAAUGCUAACGCUAGGGCUGAUGCCAUGGCUGAUGGGGCUCUGAAUCAAUGCGCUUUUUCACCGGCAAAAGUUGACAUGCACAGCGAAAGCUUUGGCUUUCCUUUUGUGACUUCAGAUGUGUUGUGUAUGAGUCCAGCGUUACAGCAAGCCACACAUGUCAGCAUAACAGCUAACCAAAACGCCAAUUUGACAUUUUUAACAAUCCAAAACCGGGAGGUCAAGGAAUCGUUUAAGUACAACUUUACUGUAUGCAUAUCUAACCUUUUUCAGGAGUACAAUAAUGCCCUCCAAUUUGCACAAACCAUGGAGGUGUACAAGCUUAUAGGGGUUCAGAGGGUUGUCAUCUACAACACCAGCUGUGGCCCAGACGUGGAGAAAAUUCUCAAGUACUACAGGAAAGAGGGCAUGCUGGAGGUUGUGCCUUGGCCAAUAGACAAGUUCCUACCGCCCUCUACUGGGUGGAAGUAUGACUUACACCAUGGGGACAUGCAUUAUUAUGGACAGCUGACCACUCUGAAUGAAUGCAUAUACAGAUACAUGUACCAGUCAAAGUACCUCCUGCUGAAUGACAUUGAUGAGAUCAUUAUGCCUUACAAUCAUGCCAACCUGGAGAACUUAAUGGGCACUUUACAGCAGCAGCAUCCCAACGUAGGGGUCUUCAGUAUCGAGAACCACAUCUUCCCCGAUACGCAGUUCGAUGACAGCGGCCGAAUUCGUCUGCCUCAGUGGAGCAGUGUGCCUGGUGUGAACAACCUGGAGCAUGUCUACCGAGAGCCGGACAGGAAGCACGUGUUUAACCCCACCAAGCUGCUCAUCAGCCCCCGGAGCGUGCAGCAGACUUCAGUACACUCCACGCUGAAGCAGUUCGGACUCUUCUUUAACGUCCCGUUCGAUGUAUGCCGCAUCAUCUAUGUCAGGGUGCCACUGCAAAGACAACUCUCCAAAGACCAGCUGUUCGUCGACAAGAAACUCUGGGAAUUUGAGGAGCUUUUGAUUUCCAGUAUUGAUCGUGCACUGAAAGAAUCAGGUAUGUUGUGAAAUACCGAUGCUUCCUACGGUGACAUAGCAGUUUGGUAACGCUCUGGACCUCACAUGCUGCAAAAAAAAAAAAAAAACUUGUAACAGUAGCAAGCGUGACUUAAUGGAGGAGGCCCAACACAUUAUUUUCUUUCUACAGGUACACGACGUUAAGCAUCACGCUACACUUAUGCUACAGUGAUGCAAACAGUGUGUCUAAUCACUUCGCACCACAAUAAUUAGGUGUUUAUAAUACUUUCAGUUUCAUUGUCUAAAUCAAGUCAUCACUUACUAUAAAACAAAGAGAAUGUGUUUCAAAGAUCAAACUAAGAAUGAUAUAAUCCAGGUGACAAAUGUCUUGCAUUUAUUGCAUGCUGUGUUGGAUUGAGGCUAUCAAAAUGAUAUAUGAUUAGAAAAAUGGGCUGCCUUCAGACACUGUAAGUAGGCCUACAACACAAGUCAAAGUAAAAAUCUCUUUUACAAACAUUGGAUGAUUUGUAUUAAAUCACACACAUAUACAGCUCCUGCCCAAUUUACUUCUACAACAGUAGCAUUCUCCUCUUUUUUUUAAUAUCUCUAUGACUAUAUAGCAUUUACAAACUCAAUGAAAUUACCCAAAGAGCAGAAUCCUCAUGCCCACCAAAUGCCACUUCUGGCCCUCCCAUGUACAACAACACACUGAUUAGCCUCUUCAUUAUCUCAUGUUUUUUUCAUUGGCUACAGUGCUUUUGGACGCUUAUGGAAACUGCAUCUGUGACGGAAGCAUUAAUGCAGAAAGAUAGUUCAUGUGGUGGAAAACAUGUGAAUGAAAACUCAAUAAUCUGUAUAACCACCAUGGUAGUCUGACAAACUACUGAAAUGAUUCACACUAUUGACUAUUGCUCAGGUUUAUGCUGUUGGUAUAGCCUGACGAUGUCAUACUC